AUGGUCAAUCCCACGCGCCAUGAUCUGCACCCGGAUACCAAGGCGCUAGGUAUGGUUCACCGUAAGCCAAAAGGAGUGCCAAGGUCAGCAAUUGAGAUGCACUCCAAGGAGUGCCAGGACCUUGGCAAAUGCAAGUAUUCCGGGCUUGCGGAUGUUUUUGUCGUUAUCUUCCGUAAAACCGAGGAGAAGUCGUCUCAGUGUUCAUUCACAGUGAAGGACCUACACGUUCCUCAAUAUAUGGAGACAAUUUUUCAUUUUGUCUUGUAA
Molecule: messenger RNA, 267 nt
Organism: Penicillium verrucosum
Lineage: Eukaryota; Fungi; Ascomycota; Eurotiomycetes; Eurotiales; Aspergillaceae
Exons: 1
Coding region: 1-267 (88 amino acids)
Source: RefSeq, a predicted model, not a curated record